AAAAAAACCGCCACCCCGUAUGGAUCAUACGUUACGUCGUUACGUCGCCACGCAUUGGUAAACUACCCUUAAUAAAGGUCAAUGACAUAAGGCGUAAUUUUGACAGAUGUCAAAUAGAUUGGUUAUUUUUUUCACGCCAACAGCGAUGAGUUUUGUGCUAAUUGUUUACAACCACCGAAUUAAUUCAAAAAAUUAAACAAUGAGCAAGGAAAGAUUAGAUUUCAUCGAUUGCACCAGGAAAACGAGCUCACACUAAUUCACACGUUGUUGUUUAUCUAAUCUGUGUAGGAUGAAGUUAUAAAUUUACAGAUUUGCUCGCGUCCGCGUUUCCAAAAUGUCAGGAGGCGGAAAUAAGAAAAAACCCACCAAGACCCAAGGUUGGGAAGAGGCAGGGUCUGAGUUUUAUCAAGAAAGUUACCCCACUGAUGCUGAAUUGGACGCCUUGCAAAGAGACCCAAAUCCUAAACAUUUGGCCACGUUGCUGCCAAGCAAGCAAACAAGGGCAGCUGCGACAAUUAGGAUUCGUACAAAUGAUAACAGGACAAUUAGAAGACAAACAGCUUCGCGUUCGCGAAGAGACUCAACUGUGCAUAGGAGGGCGUCAACUGCAGGAGAUGUGCAAGUGGCUAUGCUUCCAGAUUUAUCGGAAAACUUGUCUAAUGAACAAACCACAUGGGAAGAGAUUAUGCAGAUCAAGGGAAUGCCGGUACCCAUGUCGCAGAAGAAGGAAAUGAAAGCAAAAAUUCUAAACGAACCGAAUUUGCGUUUACAAGGCUACGAACAACUCAACUGGAAACGCAGGAAGAUCUGGCGCCAGUUCAUCUCCCGCUUGAAGGAAAUGCACACUAAAAUCGAACUUUGGCGAAGCGCCUUAAAACGCAUCGAAGGCCACUUCGGCACCGGCGUCGUCGCCUACUUCAUUUUCCUCAAGUACCUCCUCUUCCUAAACUUAUUCAUAUUUACGGUCAUUUUCCUCUUCAUAAUUCUACCAACAAUACUUCUAGUCAAUUCCGACACACAAAAUCCACCCAACAGCUCGAACGUCGUGUUCGACCUCAUCCAAGGCACCGGCUUCAUGGAGCACAGUCUACUGUUUUACGGUUUUUACCCGAACGAAACGUUCGAUUAUCUCGUCAACGAGAGCGUGAUGUACUAUAAUCUUCCAUUAGCGUACGUUUGUAUCACAGUUGUAUAUUUCGCAACGUCGCUCGUUUCCAUGGUCAAGUCGGCGGCCAACGGUUUUAAAGAACGGUUGAUUGAAGGCGAGGGCCAGUUUUACCAAUACUGUAAUUUUAUUUUCGGAGGGUGGGACUUUUGCAUCCAUAAUGAAAAAUCAGCCGCAAUUAAACACAAAGCCAUCUAUAACGAAAUCAAGGCGUGUCUUGCGGCCGAACGGUUGGAGGAAAUGAAACAGAAUCGGACCAAAGGCGAACACACCAAACUAAUCAUUGUUCGAAUCCUUGUAAAUGUGAUAGUGUUGGCGGUUUUGGGGGCGUGUGGCACUGCGAUUUUUUUCGUUUUUCAAGAAUUUCGGAACGAGUCCAGCGAUGAUUAUUUCGAAGGGCUUUUGUUCCAGUUUUUGCCCUCGAUUACCAUCGUCUGUUUCAAUAUUUUGGUCCCUUUUUUGUUCAAAUAUUUGAUACAGUUCGAGCGCUACAGCCCACUUGUUGUGGUGCGUUUUACGCUGUUUCGGACCGUUUUGCUGCGUCUUGCCUCGAUUUUUACACUUUAUAUCACACUUGGUAGUGUACUUACAAGUAGCGAAAAACCUAACUGUUGGGAGACUUUCGCCGGCCAACAAAUCUACAAGUUGGUUAUAACCGAUUUUGCGACGCACGUCAUCCUCACGUUCUUGGUCAAUUUCCCGCGCGCUUUCAUCGCACGACACGUCGAAAAUAAGUUUAUAAAGCUAGUCGGGGAGCAAAGUUUCGACUUGCCGAAGCAUGUGCUUGACGUCGUUUAUUUGCAAACUUUGUGUUGGUUGGGGUGUUUCUACGCCCCCUUGCUCUCUUUCAUCGCCUCGCUGAUUUUUUUCUUCAUGUUUUAUAUCAAAAAGUUCGUUUGUUUGGUUAACAGUAACCCGAGUGCGACCGUUUAUCGCGCUUCGCGCUCCAAUUCGAUGUUUAUGAUUGUGUUGCUGGUGUCUUUCGUGUCGGUUGUGGCCCCCUUGGCGUAUUCUUUUUCGGAGGUGGAGCCCUCGAGGGGCUGCGGUCCCUUCCGGGACUUGCCUUCCGUCUGGAGUCGGGUCGAGUUUACCUUUUAUUCGACUCCUGAUUGGGUGCAGAGUGUGGUCGCGUUUUUGAGUACUGCCGGGUUUGCGGUGCCCGUUUUUCUGCUCCUGUUUCUUUUGUUGUACUAUUUUCGGGCCGUGAAUGCGGCGAAUAGGCAGAUGGUGGUCGUGUUGAAGAAUCAGCUGGUUUUGGAGGGGCAUGAUAAACAAUUUUUAUUGGAAAGACUGAGUAAGUUUAUUAAGCAGCAACAGGAGCAUCAGAAAAGGUUGAGGCAUGUUGAUGUUUUGCAAGACGGUGAUACUAAUAUUUCGAGCAAUUAAGGGGCGUAUUCUAGUCAGAUUUAUUUAUUAUUGUAAUGGACUUGAUAUUUUAGGCUUUCGUGAUGAUUUUUAAUAAAGUACGGGGUACUAAAUUACAAAACACCGCUUGAGCUCUAAAAAAUGUAAUCAAAAUCUAUCGGCAUUUUUAAUCAAGUUAUUGUAUUAUUUUUAUUUUGUUAUUAUUUAUUAUACUGGGGUGUAACGAAAUGUGGGGACAAAUGGGUACAAGAGAUUUCCCAGGUUCCUGUUUAAAAGUUAGAGGGCGCCAAAGUUCAAUAGUUACAGUGAAACUCGGUUAUAACGAACACUCAAGGAACUUUACAAUUGGUACAGUCACUAUCAAAAAGAAUGACACCCCUACCAACUGGUAGUUUAUGAACUAGCCAAACGUACACAUUAAUCGCAUUAUAUCGAAAAGAUUUCUAGCUACUGUUUUAGCGGUGUCAUUCUUUGUGGUCGUGACUGUACGUUAUAACCGAUCGUUCGUUCUAACCGAACAUCAUCUUUAUUGAGUAAUUUCUAAGUUAAAUGAAUUCGAAAGCUUGGAAUGAUGCACAAAAUAAAGUAUUAAUCUAAUUUAUUAAGAAAGAUACAUUUACAUACAUGGUGUCCCCUAUUGACCUUUAAAUGUUGAAUUUUUUUGAGCUGCAAUACAAACACGCAUAGUUUUGCAUAUGUGGAUGUAGUUGUUAAAAUUUAUGAUUUUAACCUAAACUUUUAUUGGUGGUUAUUGUUUAGCUUUUAAAAUAAUUUAAUUUUUUUGACGAAAACACGCUCUUUUUAAAAAAAAUUAUUAUACGAAACAAAGAAUCCAAGAAAAGUGGGAGUUAACUGUGGAUCUUCAUUAUGUUAUUUCGGGAAUGAUUUUCUUUAAUUUUUUUAAAUUCUCGUAUAUUAUAUAUUCUAUAAACUAUUUUAAAACUAUAAAAACGCCAACGUCGCAUUUUAUAGAAUUAUUUUUUUAAAUAAGGUUGAUAAAAUUGUAAAAUAGUUACUAAUGAUUAGAUCUCUCAUUGAAACUAUAAAUUACAUCAGCCAUUAAUUUUUGAAGUGACGUUGGCGUUGUUAUAGUUUUGAAACAGCAAAUAUCUAUGGAAAAAUUUAACAAAAAUUUGUCAAUGUACCUGAAUAAGAAAACGUUGUAUUAUACACGUAAAGAAAAGUUGGCACUUGGAAACUCGUUUCAAAAACACAUCACUCACAAAUAGUGAACAACUUUUCUUUACUUGUAGAAUAAACUACUAUUUUUCAAUGUUGUAAAUUUACAAAAGUCGUUCAAUUUCUACCAAAACUCAAAACUAAUUAAAAUAUAAUUAAAAUAAUAGUUGAAGAUUAAAUGAAUUUUUAAAACCAAUAAUAAUUGGCGAAGAUACAAAAUAAGAUACAAAAAUUGUUAAAAUAAUGGACCGUUUGAAAUACGAAAGAAUUACGCCACUCCGCCUCAAAUGUGUAAAGUUGUUAAUAAAUAUUUAUUUACAAUUAAAAAAAAAAGAAAUAGCAACAAAUCGAGAUUCUGAUAACAAAUUAAUUCUAGCAAAUUUAAUAAAAAUCAUUUAAUAAUUUAUUAUAGAAAAUCGAAAGUAAUUUUUGUACUUUGGCGUGCCUAUUAAUUGGGUUAAUUUUUUUUAUUCUGACCUGUGGAAUCUUUGGUUCUUUCUAUAUCCUCACUUUUUCGUUACACCCAGUAUUUUUUGUAUACAGUGUGAUACUUAAUAGACCGACAAAAAUUUACCCAUGGUAGUAUCAAACUAGUGCAUAUUCGGAAAAAUAGCAAAAAAACACUUUUUUUAUUGGUAAUCUAUUUUGCUUAUUUAAAACCCACAGCAGCGUGUAUAAAUAAAUCCAACUUUCAAAACGCGCGUUUUGUAAUGUAACCAUGCCAACAUCAAUAACCUAAGAAACGUGAAGUAUUAAUGGCAUCUUUUUAUUAUAAUGACAAUCAAUUCCAUGACAACGAAAGGUAUACUGAACAUUAUUUCCAAUUUUUGUAAUAUUAGUAUCAGUAUUCAGAUUUUAAAGUGUACCAAUAAAAAAAUAACGUAAAGUAUUCAUGAUUAAUUAGUAUUUAAAACCCUUGCUCUAUUUCGAGCACUCCGGCUACAUCGUCGUGCUCGAAAAAUCGCGCGUCUUUUAAAGACCUCACUUAUAUUUUAAUAUACUAAUAAACUUUUUCGAAAUAAAAUAAAAAUUAUAUUCAAGACAAAGACCAUUGUUGUGCUCGUAAGUAUAGGUAGUAUUCGCAAAAUUUUGUCGGUCUAUUUCAGUACCAGGUGUAUUACCAGAUAUAUUUUUGGUUUCUUGAUAUUAAAAUCACAACAUUUAAAAUUUAAUUUUGGUCAGUUUUGUUUUGUUGAUGUGGAGGAGUAAAGGAACUUGUCUUUAUUUUAAGAAAUUUAAGAAAAAAUUCUCCACGUAAGUCCUUAAUGCUAAGAUUAAUUGAGAGGUGUAUUUUUUUGAUUAUUUUUCUAGAGCUUGUGUGUCAUUUUGCAUACUCCUUGUAUUUUAGUCCUCCGUACACAAACAUAUCGCAUUUAUAAAAUCAUUAUCCAUUCACACUUAAUUUAAUCACGCACUCGUCAUAAGAGCAGUAAAAUACUUGUAAAUAGAGUUGUACAAAGUCAUUUAAGAAUAGUGUACUCUGUAAUAUUUUUAUGUAAUUUUAUAUUUUAAACCACCAGUAUUUCGCAUUUUAUUUGUGCAUUUAAACCAGCUUUCUGAGGUUGGGUUCUAGAUUACAUGUUUACCAAUAGUACAAAAUUACGGCACAAUUCAAAUUUAAUUUUUGAAAAUAUUAAGACGCUUACACUCAAUGCCAAUUCAAACCUGCCAGCAACUUAUUCAACUGUGUUUAUAAUUGUGAUGUAACUUUAUGUUUACAGUGAUAUGUAGAGGUACUUUAUGUAUGUAUACGACCUAUAAAUUAUGUUUCAGUCUGAGGUAUUUUUAUUUUAUGAAACAACAAACUUCAACUACAAAUAUGUAACCAUCGUAAUUAUUAUAAUAGCAGGCACUUUGUGAACUGUGUAAUAAUUAAUGUUUAUGUUGAGACUACCUUUGUUUACUCCUCUGUAAUAGGACUGUGUAACUGAAAUAAUAAAAAAUAUAUAAUUUUUUAA
Tribolium castaneum (red flour beetle) is the source of this 5667-nucleotide messenger RNA. Its product is annotated as transmembrane channel-like protein 7. The transcript has 4 exons. Gene Ontology annotation, molecular function: mechanosensitive monoatomic ion channel activity. The record is from RefSeq and is a predicted model, not a curated record. Bases 335 to 2551 code for a protein of 738 amino acids. Gene Ontology annotation, cellular component: plasma membrane. NCBI's taxonomy places the organism in Eukaryota, Metazoa, Arthropoda, Insecta, Coleoptera, Tenebrionidae.